AUGAAAAGGCUCGAUCAACAAAUAUGGGGAUCCGAAGACGAAGAAGAUAUAGACGAAGAACAAAAUAAGAACGAGGCAAAGGUUGAUCCCUAUCAUGGAAAACAACAAGAACUACCUGAACCCGAGGACUUUGAAAUGCCCGAUGAUUUAAACUUGGACGGCGAAGAAAAAGACGAUAAGGAUGGAGAAACUGAAGCUGAAUCCGUUUGA
Molecule: messenger RNA, 210 nt
Organism: Danaus chrysippus (African queen)
Lineage: Eukaryota; Metazoa; Arthropoda; Insecta; Lepidoptera; Nymphalidae
Source: the annotation of a GenBank genome assembly